AAUAAAAACGAAUUCACUAUAUAUAGUAAUAUAAUUCACUAUUUAUUAACUAAAAAUAAAAAAAUAAUAAGAAAUAUAUUAGUAUUAGAGGUCUACGGUAUAGUUAAUAAUAUUAACCUCUCUUAUAUAAUUUUAAUAACGUUAAAGAAAAUUACUAAUUAA
Molecule: messenger RNA, 162 nt
Organism: Colletotrichum lupini
Lineage: Eukaryota; Fungi; Ascomycota; Sordariomycetes; Glomerellales; Glomerellaceae
Exons: 1
Source: RefSeq, a predicted model, not a curated record